This is a messenger RNA of Blumeria graminis f. sp. triticale, 642 nucleotides long. The record is from the annotation of a GenBank genome assembly. NCBI's taxonomy places the organism in Eukaryota, Fungi, Ascomycota, Leotiomycetes, Helotiales, Erysiphaceae.
AUGUACAUGCUUUGGAUGAUGUGGGAAUGUUCUGCGACGGCAGGCCAUCGCCUCUUGCACUGGGGGAAUCAUCCUGUGAAAUGGGUUCGACUCACUGGUAUUAUCGUAGCCGUCGCUGAGCGCGGUAACGGAACGAGGGCUAUGCGGGUUUACACGCUCGAUGAUAGUAGUGGAGCUUGUAUCGACUGUCCGGCCAGUACAUCGCAUGGAAACUCCGGGGCAAGGUCGAAAGAUAUUGGCAGCGGCGGAGACAAAGCGAUGCCAUCAGUACUCACUCCAAGCGUGCCCUGGGACCUCGUCGUCGUUGGAUCAGUGGUCAAAGUCAAAGGACGUAUCGGCUUCUGGUGGGAGCAGCGACAGGUAGAGGUGGUUAAGAUUGAGAUUUUAGGUUGCACCGACACAGAGGUGCGCUGUUGGAACGAAGUUCGCGAUUUCCGACGGAAUAUUCUAAGCCAGCCGUGGCACCUAAGCCACGAAGAGAAAAGGCUUUGUCGCAAGCUAAUGGAACGGCAGAAGCGUCGAGCCAGGAAGGCGCAGAGAAGGGUCGUAGAGUGGCCAGCUGCAAAUAAUUUCCUACCAAUGGCGCGCAUGGGGCGAGGGGAUGUGGCGGGGAGAGGUCGCAUGGAGGUCCUGGAAGAUUGA